Messenger RNA from Prunus armeniaca (apricot), 1287 nucleotides. The record is from the annotation of a GenBank genome assembly. Lineage: Eukaryota; Viridiplantae; Streptophyta; Magnoliopsida; Rosales; Rosaceae.
AUGAUCCAGACAGACCGCUUGUACUCUGCCGAUGAUCUGUACACGAUUCGGCAGAGAGAGGACAAACCCCUACGGGAGUACGCAGCGCGCUUCAGUCACGAAUACUCGAGGUGUCCAGAAACGGACGAUAGGGCAGCCUUCGGUGCCUUCAAGAGUGGCCUUCGGUCCUCUCACUUCCGGUACCUCGUGCAUAGUAGUAACUGGCGCACAUACGACGAGUUGAUGAAGCAGGCGGCAGUUCAUGCGAAAGCCGAAUAUUUCAACUCCAAACCCGGGCCUUCGGCUCGGAAGGAGGAGCCAGCGACCAAGAGUUAUCCGAGGCGAACUGAUGAUUCUUCGGCAGGACACAAACGGAAGGACGACCGUGAUAGUCGUCAGAGAAACUCGAAGAAGGGGCACGGGAAAUACGGUCGUAAUGACCACCGUUCGCCGCUACCGAAUCACGAUCGUGCCCAGGAAGUCUUCACCCUGCUGAACACAACAUACGAGACCGAUAAUCGGGACACUGGCAAAUUCUGCCGAUACCACCAGCAGAACAGCCACAACACCGAAGACUGCAUCAGUCUGAGGAAGAUCGUUAAGCGUCUGAUUCGGGAAGGAAAGCUGGAUCACCACAUUGCCAAGCCACCACAGGCAUCGGCACCGAACGCGAAUCGGCAGAUCAACAUGAUCAGCACCAUCAGCGGUGGCCCCACUCUGGCGGGACCCUCUAACCGUUCAAUGAAACAGUAUGUGUGUGCCGCCCACUACCCUCAGGUCUUCGGCAUAGAAGACGAUCGGUGCCGAAAGGUGCUGAAGGUGGGAUGGGAGCCCAUCACAUUCUGUGAAGAAGAAGAGGAAGGGAUCAUUUACCCCUACGAUGACCCAAUGAUCAUUCGGGCCGAGAUCGCAAACUACAAUGUAGGUCGGGUGCUGAUCGACACCCGGAGUUCGGUGAACGUAAUUUUUGUCGAUGCGUUCAAGGGACUGGGGAUUGCCGACAGCAUGGUCAAUCGGCAAAUCACGCCUCUCCUCAGUUUUUCUGGGGAUCUGGUCCAGCCAGUCGGCAGUAUCAGCCUGCCCAUCGCCUUCGGCGUCGCCCCCAAGAAAACAAUGACCUACGACCAAUUCUUCAUUGUCAAUUGCCCAACGGCAUACAACGUCAUUGUAGGGCGAAUGACACUCACCAGGGUCAAAGCCCACUUAUUGCCCCCACAUGUUGCUGAUGAAGUUCCCAACACGCAACGGUACUGGCGCCGUCCGGGGCGACCAGCUCAGCGCACAGACGUGUUAUGCCACAGCCCUUAA